CAUGCCACAUGCGCUAAACCUUAGCUGACGGGCUUGCGCGAAAAGACGCUUUCUUAUCUUUGUAGUGCAACUCAUUUUGGGGUAUUAAUUAGUAAUCAUGCAGGCAAUGAAAUUGAGGAAACCAGUGAAGAAGUCAAGUAGAACAGGUCUACCCCCUUCAGAGACAGCCAAUGCACAACAUUCUCCUCAGGCUGAAGAAAGCGUGGACCCCAAACUCAACUUACUGGAAGUCACUAUCUAUUUUGUGUUGGUGGUCGGGUUGCUGUCUGCAGCUAUCUACAAUGUCUACAUUUCUUCACAGGAGCAUGCUGAAGAUUUCGGCCCAUACAUCCUGCAACCAGGCUGGUCCCUCCUUGGGAACCAAAACAAGGACGUGUCUGAUUUUGAGUGGAGUUACUGGACUGCCAUGGUCACACCGUUUGUGCUGCUCCUGUUGUUUGGUCACAUCAGCCUUGGACUAGUCGUUGAACAUGCAGUACCCAAGUUUAAGAAGCAUUUUCUGCUGGUCUAUGCCUUGACAAGCCUGACGAGUCUCUUUGGGCUGAAAGCCCUCUCUGUCUUCUUGCUGUACACCCUGUUGACUUACCUUGCGUCACGGACAAAGUCAGCAGCAGUGGUCUGGAUCAUCAUUGGGCUGGAAAUUCUCAGCAUCAACUGGGGGUCUGUGUCUGUAUACCUGCGGUCCCUCUUCCCAGACGAAGAAUUAUACAACCACGUGGUCUUCGGUACAGCUCUUUGCCUGUGUCGUCUUCUCAGCUUCAGCCUGGAGUACUGCAGACGCGUCCAGCAGUUGAGAGCAGCCGGUGCUAAACAGCAGGAGGGCACCGAUGAAGGCUGGGGGCUCUUUGACCUCUUGGUGUACAAUUUCUACUUGCCACUGUUUGCCAGCGGACCCCUACUGACUUACGACAAGUUUUCACUGCAGAUCAAUCAGGCUCCCAGACUUUUCACAAAGGCCGAAGUUAAGAAAAUCCUGAAGGAGUCUUGCCGUUACAUUUUCUGGACAAUCUUUGUUGAGUUUGUGCUACAUUUCUUGUACUUUCCUGCAUUCCAUCAAGUCCGACUUGUCUUCCAGUUCCUCCCAACAUGGUCAAUAGCUGGUGUUGGUCUCUGCCACUUAUUGUUCUUCCAAGUCAAGUACCUUGUGACUUACGGCUUACCUCGUGCUAUAGCACUGUGGGACCGCAUCGACGCACCAUUGCCGCCUAUAUGUGUACUUGCGAUGUAUACAUUCCAAGACAUGUGGAAAUACUUUGACAGAGGUCUUCAUUCACUGUUGGUGAGCACUAUCUACAUUCCCAUGGGGGGCUCCAGGCACGGUUUCUUCCGUCAGCUCCUGGCCUCCAUGCUUUGCUUCUCCUUUGUCUUUGUCUGGCAUGGCCUGGAGACCCAUCUCUUCUACUGGGCUCUGAUCAACUGGCUUGGCACGGUCAAUGAGAUGGUGAUCCAGAAGGUUACCCACUGGCUUGGAGUCCUCCCUUAUCUUAAAAGUAAACUAUCCUCCUCCAUGUACUGUAGAUUGUUGGGUUUAAUACUGACUCCAAAUUUCAUGGCCCUAGCCUUGUCAAAUCUGGUGUUCUUGGGAGGCAUUCGCACAACUAAUACCUACUACUACAGACUUGUACAAUCAGAUUCACCCUGGCCUCUCUUCACAACUUUCAUCACAUUUUACGUUAUUCUGCAAGUUGCCAAGGCAGCACAUCAGCACUUUGGCAAAACCUAUUUGUGUAAAAAACUUUAUGCAAGUUGAAAGUGACUUUAACCUGUCCUAUUUAUUAUUUAAUUGUCUGAAAUACUUUCAAAGUGUUCCAAAGAGUAAAACAAGAUCUGGAGAAUGAAAUGAACAAAGUAAGUUAGUACUGAGAAUAAUUAAGAUAAUCAAGAAUAAUUAAGAGUAUUAUUAUUACUGAAAGUAGGUCACUUGGGAGACAUUCCCAUAGGAACGUGCACAAAAUUUUCCAAACUUUACUGUCCCAUAAUUCAA
Acanthaster planci (crown-of-thorns starfish) is the source of this 1984-nucleotide messenger RNA. RefSeq names its product hedgehog acyltransferase (gene hhat). Lineage: Eukaryota; Metazoa; Echinodermata; Asteroidea; Valvatida; Acanthasteridae. The record is from RefSeq and is a predicted model, not a curated record. Gene Ontology annotation, cellular component: endoplasmic reticulum. Gene Ontology annotation, biological process: protein palmitoylation. Gene Ontology annotation, molecular function: palmitoyltransferase activity.